Molecule: messenger RNA, 2540 nt
Organism: Rhagoletis pomonella (apple maggot)
Lineage: Eukaryota; Metazoa; Arthropoda; Insecta; Diptera; Tephritidae
Product: V-type proton ATPase 116 kDa subunit a1-like
Biological process (GO): vacuolar acidification; proton transmembrane transport
Cellular component (GO): vacuolar proton-transporting V-type ATPase, V0 domain; plasma membrane; vacuolar proton-transporting V-type ATPase complex
Molecular function (GO): proton-transporting ATPase activity, rotational mechanism; ATPase binding
Source: RefSeq, a predicted model, not a curated record
AUGGGCAGCAUGUUUCGCAGCGAAAAGAUGUCGCUGUGCCAAAUCUUUCUGGCACCGGAAGCGGCCUACAAUAACAUGGCAGAUUUGGGCGAACUGGGUUGUGUGCAAUUUCGUGAUCUAAAUAAUGAAGUCACAGCUUUUCAGCGUAGAUUUGUUAGUGAAGUCCGCCGGUGCGAUGAGAUGGAACGUCAAAUGCGUUAUAUAACUAGGGAGCUAGAGAAGGAUGGAAUAAAGCUGCAGGAUGUUUACGAUGAUAUACCGAGCGCACCGAAUCCACGUGAUUCGGCCGACUUGGAGGCGCAGCUGGAGAAGGCCGAGUACGAAAUUCGCGAAAUGUCGGAAAAUGAUAUCAAUUUGAAAUCGAAUUUGCUAGAGCUCACCGAACUCUGCAAGGUGAUUGAAAAGACUCAAGACUUCUUUACUGAACAAACGGUACUUAAUAUGGAGGAACAUGCGAACAGCGGCACUUUCACUGGUGAACGACGUGGUUGCUUGGGCUUCAUUGCCGGUGUAAUAAAUCGCCAACGUCUCUUCGCAUUCGAACGCAUGUUGUGGCGUAUUUCUCGCGGCAACAUUUUGGUGAAACAUGCUGAUAUCGAAGAGCCCUUGCACGACCCACGCACGGGCAAUAGGACUUUUAAGACGGCUUUUGUAGUAUUUUAUCAGGGCGAACAAUUGAAUGCUCGCAUUAAGAAGGUGUGUACCGGCUUCCAUGCCUCCCUCUAUCCCUGCCCAAAUGUUCACGAUGAACGCGAGGAUAUGCUGAAAGGGGUGAAGAAACGCUUGGAAGAUCUGAAGUUGGUGUUGAAGCGGACCGAUGAUCAGCGCAAUUGCAUUUUGGCGGGCAUAGCCAAACACCUGCCUAUUUGGUCCAUUAAAAUAACUAAAAUGAAGGCCAUUUAUCACACCCUGAACUACUUCAAUAUAGAUGUAACAAGCAAAUGUUUGAUCGGCGAGUGCUGGGUGCCGACUAUGGAUCUAGAAUUGGUGCAGCAAACAAUCGCAAAUGGCUCGGCCAAUGUAGGCAGUACGGGCUCCUUUUUAACAGCUGUGGCGACAAAGAAGAGCCCACCCACUUACUUUCGUACCAAUAAGUUCACACGGGGAUUUCAAAACUUAAUCGAUGCAUAUGGCAUGGCCACCUAUCGGGAGGUUAAUCCUGCUCUCUACACCUGCAUUACUUUCCCUUUCCUCUUUGCGGUUAUGUUUGGCGAUUUGGGCCAUGGUUUUAUUAUGUUCUUAAUUGGCUUCUGGAUGGUUAUAGAUGAAGAGCGACUGAUGCGAAAGAAAGGCGGCGAAAUUUGGCGAAUCAUGUUUGGUGGUCGUUAUAUCAUUUUGCUCCUUGGUCUUUUCUCCAUGUACACCGGAUUCACUUACAACGACACCUUCUCAAAAUCGUUCAAUGUGUUCGGCUCUAAAUGGCGCGUCCGUUAUAAUACUACCACCGUUCUGACCAAUGCAAAUCUGCAACUCGAUCCCACUGUAUCCACCAUUGGCACCUACCCUUGGGGUAUGGACCCGAUUUGGCAGUUGGGGUCCAACAAGAUCAUCUUCUACAAUUCGUACAAGAUGAAACUUUCUAUCAUUUUUGGUGUUUUGCAUAUGGUUUUCGGUGUAUGUAUGUCUGUGGAGAAUAUGGUUUAUUUCAAAAAGUACGCAUACAUCUUACUGGAAUUCUUACCGCAAGUCCUUUUCCUUAUCCUACUAUUCGGUUAUAUGGGAUUUAUGAUGUUCUAUAAAUGGGUCCAAUACUCACCGACCACCGACUACGAACCUGAUACACCGGGAUGCGCGCCAUCUGUUUUGAUCUACUUCAUUAAUAUGAUUCUAUUCAAGGCGUCCCCACAAUUAGCCGGUUGUAAGAUGUAUAUGUUUGACAGUCAAGCAAUGGUGGAACGAGUUUUCUGGAUUGUUGCUCUAUUCUGUAUCCCUUGGAUGUUGAUCGGGAAGCCAUUGUACAUCCAGUGUUUGCGUUCAUUUGAGUCGAAGAAGAAAACAAAGGAGGAAUACGUGGAAAAAAUAGAAAUUCAAGAGGGCGACAUUGUUAUUGAAGCAACGCUCACAGACCCAGUUCCACAUGCUCAUCACGAGAACGAAGACGAUGAGGAGGAGGAGCCAAUGAGUGAGAUUUGGAUUCACCAGGCCAUUCACACGAUUGAGUACGUCCUGAGUACUAUUUCACACACAGCAUCUUACUUGCGUUUAUGGGCGCUAUCCUUGGCACAUGCGGAGCUGUCUUAUGUGCUGUGGCUUAUGGUUAUGCAGAAGGGUCUCCAUUUCAAGGGUUACGCUGGUGCAAUUGGCGUGUACAUUAUUUUUUGGGCUUGGGCUUUGCUUACCAUUGCCAUCAUGAUAUUUAUGGAAGGACUUUCAGCUUUCUUGCAUACACUGCGUUUGCAUUGGGUCGAGUUCAUGUCGAAGUUCUACGCUGGCACUGGUUACGCUUUCGAGCCAUUCAACUUUAAGAUGAUCUUAGAAGCUAGCGACGAGGAUUAAGUUUUGUGAAAAGAUAACUUACAAAUCUUAUCUACAUAAAUGUA